AUGGGAACCGAGAUCCAGGAAAGCAAGCCUAGUAAAGAGGUCGAGCAGGGCUUGGGUCGAACCAAAACUCAAAUGCCAUUGUCGUUGGGGGCCUGCAUUGGAUACCUACCUAGCGGGGGCCGGUUCUAUCGUCCCAACGGUUAUCGUAAGCUCGACUGCCAGAAGGCUCAUAAGACUCACGAUGGGAAGGGGCGUCUGAAUAACCCCCAGAAGCAGACUGCGCGCGAGCAUCAUCUCGGUCAUAGUAGCCACCGCCUCGACGGUCUCCUCGGCGAUCCCCACGAUCACGGUCACGGUCGCCUCGGUCACCGCGGUCACCGUACCUGUCAUCACGGCCGGACGUGGCAUAGCGGUCGACGCCUCUGUGACCAUAGUCAUCACGAUAAUCGCGACGACUGCCACGGUCACUGUAGGAAUCGUAGCGAGAACUGCGAUAGCCGUCAUCGUAUCGGCGUCCAUGGCCACCAUACCCACCGCGACGAUCGUCAUAGCGAUCAUAACGACCGCCUCGACUGUGUCCACGAAGUUCUGGUAUUCAUUUUUGUUUUUAGCAAGUCUCUCUUAUCAAUUGUAGAAACUCAGGGUGAGACCAUACCUCGCUUGGGAGGCCCAAAGUACUUUCCGGGCGUAGGGGUUCUAGGGCGACUACGGCGAGCCUUUUCGAUGCUCAAGGUACGUCCGUCGAUUACCUCGCCCUGUAGACCCUCUCUGGCCGCUUCUGCCUGGUCAGGAGUAGCCAUGUUCACAAACCCGAAUCCACGCGACUCCUUGGUGUGA
Trichophyton rubrum CBS 118892 is the source of this 777-nucleotide messenger RNA. RefSeq lists its product as uncharacterized. Bases 1 to 777 code for a protein of 258 amino acids. The record is from RefSeq and is a predicted model, not a curated record. The transcript has a single exon. Lineage: Eukaryota; Fungi; Ascomycota; Eurotiomycetes; Onygenales; Arthrodermataceae.